Molecule: messenger RNA, 8930 nt
Organism: Salvelinus fontinalis (brook trout)
Lineage: Eukaryota; Metazoa; Chordata; Actinopteri; Salmoniformes; Salmonidae
Product: zinc finger protein 335-like
Exons: 35
Coding region: 331-5727 (1798 amino acids)
Biological process (GO): regulation of gene expression; brain development; positive regulation of neurogenesis
Cellular component (GO): nucleus
Molecular function (GO): RNA polymerase II cis-regulatory region sequence-specific DNA binding
Source: RefSeq, a predicted model, not a curated record
CAAAUUCUGUAAUACGUCUUCCUCUGGAAACAAUAAUCCUAUACUUUCCCCAAACAUCUAAAUAUACUCUUAAUUAUAUUUAUUGAAUAUAAUCGUUUAAUACGAUAAAUUGGGGGGAAAGCUGCCCUUAACACAAUGAAACUGCAAGGAACACAUUUUAAAGCGGCUUCCACUUUUGCGAAACAGAGAAAUAAGAUCCGGUUUGUCGAACAGGAAGCGAGGAGAUACUGAUGGCGCCCGACUAGAAUGGAGUAGCAAUUAUCGCGUACAACUUCUUAUACUGUUUGGCGUGUCUACUAAGUCAUAAACGAAUUCAACUCACAAUACACGAUGGAAGGGGAGAUAGAGGUGGAGAGCAGCAGUGAUGUGGGUCCGUCGGGGUCCAGGAUGGAGGAGCCGUCGGAGAGCGGUAUGGGCAUGGAGUCCUCAGAGGCCAUGUCUGCAGACAGCAGUGAUGCAGCAGCCCACCAUGCAUCUCAACAUCACAGCCAGCACCACCACGGCAUUGCCCCAGAGUCUGACUGCCACGUGGGACAGAGCUCAGAGGGGGUCCUGGUGUUCCUACCAGAGACUAGCUCCAGUACGGAUGUCACCCACCCUAGGGCCACCGUCCACCUCCCAGACUCCUCCUCUGUGGCCCAGUCCACCAGCGUCUCCACUGUAACGCAGUCCAUCCUGGUGUCUGGGUCAGCCCAGGUGAUGGUUCACUCCAGCGCGGCUGUGUCUGACUCGACAGCCUCCACCUCCUCAGAUCUGGGAUCAGCCAUAGACAAGAUCAUAGAGUCUACCAUCGGACCCGACAUCAUGAAUGGUUGUAUAGCAGUGACCAGUGCAGAGGACGGCGCUGCAGAGACCAGUGAGGGUCAGUAUUUGAUACGACAAGGAUCAGAUGAUGCCCACACGUCAACCUCGGCCCUGUCCAGCCAUCACCGCAUCACCAUCGAGGCUCUGGGAGAGGGUCCUACUUCCACCUGCCACGACCAGGGAGACAUGCAGGGUAUGAAAUAUGCAACGUAUGCCAAUAACCUGCACCGUGACCAGCCAGACCAGCCCUCUGGCAGCCACUACCCAGACCAUGAGGACCAGGACAACCAGCACUCCCACGCAUCUCAGUACAUGGACUGUAGCGGUGGAGACGCAGACAGACCAGACCAGACUGGAGAGUCGUCCUCCUCGUAUGUAGACGACGAGGAACCUGACCAGACGAGGAUCUCGUCCCGAUCUCUGUCCCGCUUCCCGGAGUACGGUGUAGUCGACAACUCUGACCAGGACCUGCGGGGGUACGUGGAGGGUAGCGGAGCCGCCGACUCCAACCCCUCGUCCCCCGGUAUUCGACGACGCCACUCUCACUAUGUUGUGGACUGCAGUGCGGGGACGGACGUGUACAUGGAGUGUGAAGAGGAUUUGAGGCCGCAGCACUCUCAGAGCUACAUCGACAGCAGCAGCAGAGCUAACCACUCCCAGAGUCACCGUACCCUACAGCAGUAUGUGGCGUUUGUUGCUGCAGAUUCAGAGCAGCCCGGUUGUUCCAAUUACCAGGAUCAGGAAGGGCAAAGGGAGGACCCAAACAAGAGCCCAGACCAGAACCAGGGCCCAGACCAGAACCAGAACCCAGACCAGCCACAGCACUCUGACCAGCAGCAGCCCCAGCACUCCCACUACAUGGAGACCACCAGCAGCAGCACUGGCCCAGAGGCCUCCCCGGGCCGGUACACUGGGAUAGGGGAGGGAGGCGAGGGCUCCUCCACAGACCACCACCACCCCGAAGCAGACACUGUGGGAUCAGACCACCACCACCCUGAAGCAGACACUGUGGGAUCAGACCACCACCACCCUGAAGCAGACACUGUGGGAUCAGACCACCACCACCCUGAAGCAGACACUGUGGGAUCAGACCACCACCACCCCCAGGCAGACACUGUGGGAUCAGACCACCACCACCCCCAGGCAGACACUGUGGGAUCAGACCACCACCACCCCCAGGCAGACACUGUGGGAUCAGACCACCACCACCCUGAAGCAGACACUGUGGGAUCAGACCACCACCACCCCCAGGCAGACAAUGUGGGAUCAGACCACCACCACCCCCAGGCAGACACUGUGGGAUCAGACCACCACCACCCCCAGGCAGACACUGUGGGAUCAGACCACCACCCCGAAGCAGACACUGUGGGAUCAGACCACCACCCCGAAGCAGACACAGCAGGCUCAGCAGAGGCUAUGGAGUGCACAGAGAGCCAGCCUGGCCCUUACAUCAGCAGCAGUGGGACCUACUCCUCCCGCCUGGAGCCUGACGUUGAGGGGGCCCCUGAGCCUCAGUGGUCCCCCAGUCUGGGGAGGCCUUUCAGGGGAGAGGAGGGUGGCAUGGUGGGGGGGUCUAGAUCAUCAGCCGUGGAGGAGGGGGUGGCUGGAAGAGGACCAGGGGUCACCGUCCCCCACACCAUGGCUGAACUGGAGGAGAUGAUGGAGGUGGUGAUCGUUCAGCAGUUCAAAUGCAAGAUGUGUCCCUACAAGAGCGUCUCCAAAGACACCCUCAUCAACCACAUGAGAGACAGGCACUUCAAACCCACAGGUGGCCCCCCUCCUAAGAAGCGUGGUCGGCCCAGGCGUAGUGAUACGUUGGCCUGUCAGCAGGCUGAGGUGAAACCAGAGCCACAGCCUGAGGAGCCAGAGGACGAAGACAUCGUAGAUGCUGGGGCCAUCGAUGACUCUGAAGAGGACAGUGACUAUAACCCAGCAGAUGAGGACUGUAGGGGCAGACAGCCUGCCCUGCUGAGACAACCUGCCCCUCCUCCCUGCUCCUCCACAGACCGCCCCCGACGCAGGGUGGGACGCCCCAGGAAGUUCACCUACACAGAGGGCAGCUACAACUGCAAGGAAGCCGAGGGUGCAUCCAAGCAGCGUAACGGGAGUGGGGACCCUCAAGGCUCCGAGGAAGCAAGUUCCUCAGGCCUGGGAAACGGACCAGAUUCCUUGGCCAAUGGAAAAGCAGUGGAAGCCGGCAUCAGCCAGUCAGACUCUGAGAACAAAGACCCGUCACCCAAUGGGAGGCCGGAGGAGGCAGAGUUUUUCCCCAGGAAACGAGGUCGACCCUCCAAGCGGUUUCUCAGAAAGAAAUACAAGAAGUACAUGAAGUAUUACACGUCUCUGAAGCCCCUUCUGAGGCCUCACAACUGUUGGAUUUGUGGCUCUCGCUUCCUGUCCCAGGAUGACUUGAGGUUCCACGUAGACUCUCACCAAGGAAACGACCCAGAGUGCUUCAAGUGCCUGCAGUGUAACUACCGCUGCAAACGCUGGUCCUCGCUCAAGGAGCACAUGUUUAACCACCAGGGGAACAAGCCCUUUAAGUGUGAGGAGUGUGACUACAGCAGUGUGUAUAAGAAGGAUGUCAUCAGACACUCUGCAAUACACACCAAGGACAAGAAAACAAAGUCUGAGUCUUGUGGUCUGUCUGACUCUCAGCAGGUAUCUAAGGUGUUGUCGUUCCCGUGUCCAGUGUGCCAUAGAGUCUACCCCAUGCAGAAGAGACUCACUCAGCACAUGAAGACACACAGUGCUGAGAAACCACACAUGUGUGACAAGUGUGGGAAGUCCUUCAAGAAGAGAUAUACGUUCAAGAUGCAUCUCCUGACACACAUCCAGAGUGUUGACAACAGCAGGUUCAAGUGUGAGUUCUGUGACUAUGACUGUGACAACAAGAAGCUCCUGCUCAACCACCAGCUGUCCCACGCCAACGACCGGCCCUUUAAAUGUGACUACUGUAAAUACUCCACCUCUAAAGAGGACUUCCUGGUCUCUCACCUGGCCAUCAAACACACAGGAGAAAAGCCGUUCUCCUGUGAGAUGUGCCACUUCAUGACGAAGCACCGUAAGAACCUGGGUCUGCACGUCCAGUGUCGCCACCCGGAGGCGUUUGAGGAGUGGAGCAGUACGCACCCCGAGGAGCCCGUCAGGCGGAGGAGGAGACCCUUCUUCACCCAGCAACAGAUAGAGGAACUCAAACAGCAACACGACGACACAGCGAGCCUACAGAAUACUAUAGUAGCAGUGGAUUCUGACACACUACAAGCCAUGCAGACAAUGCAGAACGCCUCAGUCUCCCAAGAUGCAAUGGGAAACACCACCAUCACUUACGAACAGGCCGGGAAUUCGAACCUGUCAGCCCAGAAUGCACUGGAUCUGCUGUUGAAUAUGAGCAACGCCAGACAGUUGGUGGAAAACUCACUACAGGUACAGAUGUUGAAAUCAUCGGACUCUGAGGUUCUAAACGCAGGCUCCUGGACAGCGGUUACCUCAGCGACCACGGGAGCACAAAAGGUUGUAACGUUCCACAUGUCUGAGAAUGGGGAGACCCUGGUGCAAGAGGUCCAAGAGGUCUAUGAGGCUGGGACCAAUGAGAAUGGAGAGAUUACUCAGAUAGCCAUCCAGGCCUAUGAGGGGGCAGAGGGCUUCAGUGUGGUGGAACAGAUGGAACAGGCUACACAGGAGAUAGAAAGCACUGGACCUGGAUACAGUAGUGACGUGGGCAGUCCCCAGCCCAUGGAGGAAGAGCAGGAGGGAACAACGACACUCAAAGAGAACAGAGACACCCAGUACUACCUGACCUCUGGUGUGGGGGAUGGAGUUCUACAGCAGGUAGAGCUAAGCAGUGAGGUCCCCAGUUCCCCCUCCAUGGUGGGUUCUCCCCAGCAGAACCAGCUAAACCCAAAGAGGUUCUCCUGUCGUAUCUGCUCCGAGUCGUUCCAGGGCCGCAGUGGUAUGGAGAACCACAAGAGGGCCCACGUCGACCCCUCCACCUUCAAGUGUCCCGACUGUGACUUCACUGCCUCCUCCUGGCCAGACGUCAAGACCCACAUGGGCAUGCAUACCUACCUGCGGCCUCACAAGUGCCCCAGCUGCAGCUUUGCCUCCAAAAACAGGAAGGACCUGAGGAGACACAUGAUGACGCAUACCAAUGAGAAGCCCUUCACCUGCCAGAUCUGUGGACAGAGGUUUAAUCGUAACGGCCACCUCAAGUUCCAUAUGGAGCGUCUCCACAGCCAGGACCCUCCGACAAGGAAGACCCAUUCUGGAGGAGGCUCCCAGCAGCAGACCUUUAUAGUCAGCAGUGAUGAGGAGGCUCUCGCCGUGCUACAGUCCCUGCAGGCAGGACAGACUAUCAGUCCGGAGCAGCUACAGAAGGCCCUGGGUCAGGACAACAUUAUAGUGUCCCAGGAACAGGGUCUGGAUCAGGACCACAUUAUAUUGUCCCAGGAACAGGACCUGGAAGACAAAGAGGAGGCCACCUACAUCCAGCAGAUUACCACAGUGGACGGACAGACGUUACAGUAUAUAACAGGAGAUAACCAGGUCCAGUAUGUCAUCUCUCAGGAUGGAGUCCAACACUUCCUACCCCAGGAGUACGUGGUGCUGGCAGACGGGAACCACAUCCAGAUGUCAGAUGGACAGAUCAUCCAAUAUGAGAAUGAUGGGGCCUUCCUACAGGAGCAACAGAUUUCCCUGAAUCAUGACGGCCAGAUCCAGUAUCUUCCCAUCAGUUCAGAACAACAGAUAGUCAGUCCUGAAGACACGGAGGUUGCUGAACAUUCUGCUGUCACCGUCAUAGCAGAUGCCGCAACGCAGCAGACACAGACAGUCUAUGCUGAGGCCACACAAGAACAGCUGGAACUGCUACAGCAGCAGGGCAUCCAGUAUGAUGUAGUCACCUUCACUGACGAGCAGAGAUGACGUCAUCGCCUUCAGAUGGGAUGGGGACCUGCUUUAAAGGACAGAGAGACAGGCCUGCAGUGCAGGACCCAGUGUGGUGGAACCACUAUGAGCUGACAGAGGGGCCAAUAACAUACAUCGUUUUUUUAUUUUAUAGAUUUAACUUUUAUUUAACUAGGCAGGUCAGUUAAGAACAAAUUCUCAUUUACAAUGAUGGCCUAGGAACAGUGGGUUAACUGUCUUGUUCAGGGGCAGAAUGACAUAUUUUUACCUUGUCAGCUUGUGGAUUUGAUCUAGCAACCUUUCGGUUACUGGCCCAACGCUCUAACAACUAGGCUACCUGCCGCCCCCUAGUAGCCCUCGUUUAAGAAGUUCAGCCAGAGCAAGGCUCUGCAACACAUUUCCCAAACUACAAGUCAUCUUGUAUCCCAAACAACUACAUUACAAUGAUCAGGAUUAGCAGAUCUGGGCAGCACCUUGCUCAAGCUGAUCCCCUCGAACACGGGUGCUCUACUAUUAAUGCCCAUGAUGUUUGGAAUGAGAUGUUCGACAAGCAGGGUGUCCACAUACUUUUUGUCAUGUGGUGUAUCUUCAGAUAUCUAAGUUGAUAGGAACAGUAAUAGAGAGAAUUUUAGUGGCUGCUAGCUAUCACUCAUCUUUUCAGUGUUCAAAUAGAUAAACUCUCACUGUUAAAUACAUGUACAAAAAAUCUUCUUUAAAUUCUAAAAUGUUGCUUCUAAGUUGAUCAUAGGGGCUGCUGUACAUUUUAAGGAACAAAGUUACACGAGAGGUUGGUUGAUCUAGGGCUGAUCCCAAAUGACACCCUAUUCCCCACAUAGGGCAUUUAGGGCACUACUUUUGACCAGGGCUCUGGUCAAAAGUAGUGCCCUAAAUCAGUAAUAGGUUGCCAUUUAGUACGUAACCUCACUCUGUAAUUAUUUAAAAGGAUCUUUCUGCGUGUGCCUCAAUACCCGCUUUGACUUGCAAGACGAAGAAGAAGAUGGAAUUAAAUGGCUGAUUUUAUAUUUAAGCAAUAUGUCCCGAGGAGGUGUGGUAUAUGGCCAAUAUAACACGACUAAGGGCUGUUCUUAGGCACCACACGCUAAGCCGUGGUAUAUUGGCCAUAUAUCACAAACCCCUGAGGUGCAUUAUUGCUAAAAUAAAUUGGUUACCGAUGUAAUUAGAGCAGUAAAAAUACAUGUUUUGUCAUACCCGUGGUAUACGGUCUGAUAUACCACGGCUGUCAGCCAAUCAGAAUUCAGGGGGCUCGACCCACCCAGUUUAUAAUUCAGAAUAGAGCGCAGCAUCCAAUCGACGUUUCAGUUUUGAAUAGUAAAAGACUGUGUGAAGGCUAUGCCUAUGGAGGAUCGGAUGACUGACUGUGUGACUACAGGAUUGAUUGUGAUUCGUGGAUAACGAGUGGUUCCAUCAUUUUGGUAAUUUGUACAUAUAUUUUUGCAUAUAAAGCAUUUUGUUCCCAUGAUCAAGGACAUUCUUGAAUGAAAAUGUCUGAAUAACUAAAAGCUGAUACCAAAUAAAUCAAUGCUAUAUUGUGUAAGAUCUUUCACUUCCCUUUUUGUGAUUUGUGUUUUUAUUUUGGCCAGAUAAUUUGUUUUUCUAUGACCAAAACAGAGGUAUUGUGAUACUACUUGGAACCAUGAUGGCCGAGCUGGUACCGUGACAACCUGUCAUCUUCAUACUCUAAGCCAAUAAUGAGCGUGUUCUAAAACUUGUCAAAUCUAAUUUUAUUUGUCACAUACACAUGGUUAGCGGAUGUGUAGCGAAAUGCUUGUAAUUGCAAGUUAGAGAGAUCACCUCCCCCAAAUGAAGGAAGUUAAUCACAAGGCUGGUGUCAGAACAGUGCUUUUUGGGGGGGGGGGGGGGGGGUGAAUAAGAUGUAUGGGGACAGCUGCCCCGCCUCAGUGAGUAUUUCACUGAAGAUGAAAAUGAUUAUCUUUCUCUUGCUUCUUCUAUUAGAUGACCCUGAGAUAGAAGCACAACAAUGGACGGAGGUGAAUGGACAGGUAUACGGACACGUUCUGCUGAGAUUUAUCUUUCCUCCCUUCUACAAUGGUUACGAGAAGUUAUGUUCUAAACUAUAUCCGGGGCCAUUUCCUGUUGUGAAUACCAGAGGAUAUGUCAACCACUUCUACAAGGGAAGAAUAUCGAGAACGGAAUACAACGGUGAGAUGUACGUUAUGAUAUGGAAUUUAAAACCUGUGGACGCUGGCGACUACAGGUGUGUUGUCAGCAGUGUGAAUCAUAUCUACUCUGACUUUCACCUCCACAUUGAUAGUGGUCGACGUAGCGGUCUUGUACCCCCUCGACCUCGUGUCAGAUCAACCAUCAGACCCUCCUCAUCAUCAUCCUCCUCCUCAGACACCUCUGGGCCUGUUUUCCCCAGUGUUUCCUGGAGUGUUGGUAUACCACUGGCUGCAGGUCUCUGCAUCACGAUGGGGAUCAUUAUCUGUUCAGUCAUAGUUGCUGUGGUUCAUCGCAAAGUCAGAGCAAAAAAGAAAUGUGGAGCAACGUCCAGUGACUCAGCAGCCCACAUCGUCUCACAUGUCCCUCAAGAGGAGAGCAGUAUUGUCUACACCACAGUGAACUUCAAACCUCAUGAGAACCAUACCACAGAGCUGUAUGCUAACCUACAGACACUCAGCAGCCCCAGAGGUCAUGACCCUGACACACACAGAGAGCCUGCUGGGACGGUGGUGUACUCCACACUGGCUAGCAACCAACGCUGAACCGGAUUGUUACGUAUCUGUAUCUUUCUUAGCCUGGUGGUCACAGAUCUGUUUGUGCUGUCUUGAUAUGCUGUCAUGACCAGGCUAUCUGUAUAAUCGUUAGUUGCCUCAUAUUUUAAUUUUUUUAAUUAAUUAUAUUGACUUGUAAAUGCCUCAUGAGCUUAGUUCAUCUGUCGUACCCCCAUCAGAACCCAAAAUAUAAGCUUGUUUUACUCCAAUGUUUGUAAACAAAGUAAAUGUAAACUAACACAUUAUAGCCUCAACACAUGGUUGCAACUAUAGUGUUGAUAUCAUGGAUGGUCAGUCCUUAUAUCCAUAGCUCUGUCUAGGAAUUAGAUGGGCCCAUCCUUCUGCUUUUUACCAAAACAGCGGCGGGGUGCCACUUUGUUUCAACUGCGGAUUCUAGUUUUAAGAUGAUUGAUUUAUGUCUAUAUUCUUUUGACUUAUGAGCUAUACGAAUAAAAUAACUCAACUGCA